AUGCUGUGGCAGAUUUGGCUCCCGGUCGCCGUCGCGACGGCGGUACUCGCUGUGCAGCGAUUGCGCAAGAAGUACAAGCCGAGCUAUGAUCUACCGGUGGUCGGGUCACCUACCGACCAGAGCAUGGCAGAGGCACUCGUCGAAGGACAUCAGAAGUACCCAGAAUCCGCAUUCGUCGUGCCCUCCGACCCCCCGCGCGUGGUUCUCCCAAUGAACCUCUACCAGGAGGUAAUCCAUGCCCCGGAAUCGGAACUCUCCUUCGGCGCCGAGAUCUACGACAUCUUUCUCGGCAAAUACACCCACCUCGGCGAGCCCCGUAUGGAAGUCGUCGAGGCGAUCCGGGUAGACAUGACAAGGAACCUAUCGGGCAUCCUGCUGCCCAUUCAGGAGGAGGUCAAAUUCGCCAUGAAACAGAUGUUCGGAGUGCUGGAAGACUGGAAAUCCUUCAACGCCUACCACCUGGUUCUCCGCUUGGUAGCACUGAUGAGCGGGCGCGUGUUCGUCGGACUCCCCCUCAGCCGCGAUGAGGAGUGGAUACAGGCGUCCAUCACGUUCGCGACGGAUUGCGGGAAAUGCAGAAUGGCGGCCCUGGAAUGGAACCCGUGGGUGCGGCCCUGGGUGCUGCCCUUUCUCCCGGAGGUGCGCCACAUGCGCCGAACGCUCCAGAAGGCCAACGAGUGGAUGAGGCCCCUCGUGGAUGAGGUGCUCCGGAACGAGAGUGCCCUUGAGGAGAAGCCGGCGAAGCCCGGGGCUCCUGGGGCUUUUGUGUCCUGGAUGAUGAAGCACACGGCUCCUCAGAAAAAGACUUCGGAGAAUAUGGGAACGAACCAGAUGCUGUUGUCCUUUGCUGCUAUUCACACCACGUCCUCCACUGCCACGUUUGCCCUUUACGAUCUCCUAAGUCGCCCCGAGUACAUCGGCCCUCUCCGGGAGGAAAUCGAGCAGGUUAUCGCCCAGGACGGCGCAGAGAAGGACGAGGACGGGCAGAUGUUCCUCUCCAAGGUCUCCCUAAGCAAACUGAAGAAGUUGGACAGCUUCAUCAAAGAAAGCCAGCGCAUGAACCCGCUGAACUUUGGCGGAACAUCGCGGAGACUCCAAAAGGACCAGACCUUUUCCAACGGCUUGAAGCUGCCCGCCGGAACUCCCAUCUCGUUCCCCUUGUGGGGCGUCUACAACUCCUCAUCGACGAACACUUUCAGCGACGCUUACAACGAGGGCACUGGCAACGCGCCGCCGACCGAAUUCGACGGGUUCCGCUUCGCGCGCCUCCGCGAGCAGCCCGGGCGCGAGACGAAGCACCAGGCCGCGACGACCGGGCCCGAUGCGUUCAACUUCGGACACGGACCGCACGCGUGCCCCGGCCGCUUCUUCGCUGUCUAUGUCAUUAAGUGCAUCUUCAUCGAGUUCCUCCUCAACUACGACAUCCGGCUCAAGGGCAGCGGCGGCAAGGACGCGGGUUCCAGGCCACCGAAUACGAUCAGGAAGAUGAUUGUCAUGCCGGACUUCGGCCGCGAGGUGGAAGUCAGAAAGCGGACGGGGGCUUGA
This is a messenger RNA of Colletotrichum graminicola M1.001, 1545 nucleotides long. RefSeq lists its product as uncharacterized. The transcript has 5 exons. The record is from RefSeq and is a predicted model, not a curated record. NCBI's taxonomy places the organism in Eukaryota, Fungi, Ascomycota, Sordariomycetes, Glomerellales, Glomerellaceae. Bases 1 to 1545 code for a protein of 514 amino acids. Gene Ontology annotation, molecular function: monooxygenase activity; iron ion binding; heme binding.